Molecule: messenger RNA, 951 nt
Organism: Cyclocybe aegerita
Lineage: Eukaryota; Fungi; Basidiomycota; Agaricomycetes; Agaricales; Hemipholiotaceae
Source: the annotation of a GenBank genome assembly
AUGGCCACAAUCUCUGCAGCGAGCCCAUAUACACAGCUUCCAGGUACAAACGGAGCAGGUGGCUCACUCUCAGAACACGAGGGGCGAGAAGGUCCUCCCGAUCAAGAGGCACACGACCCAGCGAGCGACAAGGUGCCUAUAAUUGAAGACGACGAGUAUUUCUUGCGGAGCAUCUUCGUUUUCUUUCAGGUGGAGAACACCCUGUUCCAUGUCCCGAGCUAUCGCUUCACCGACGAGUCGCAAAUCUUCGCCGAGAUGUUUAAGGUUCCCAAAGAAAACACCGCUAAUGCCGAAAGAGCCUCGCGCGAACUCCCGAUCAUCCUUCCCGACAGCAUCUCCCGCACCGAUUUCCGGAAUUUCUUGAAGGCGCUCUACCCCUUGCCUGUCGUUAUCACGCUCUCGCUCUCAAAGGACGAAUGGCUCUCAGUCUUGAAGCUGUCUAGCCUUUGGUACUUCCUGAGCUUCAGGGACAUGGCCAUCGCGGAGCUCGAGUGCCCUGAAGCACUUACCCCAACCGAGAAGGUGACCUGGGGUAGAGACGUCAAGAUAUCUUCCUGGGUCGUCAAAGGAUACCAGGAGAUCGUGCAGCGAUCAACCAUCAUCAGUAAAGACGAGGCUCUCGCGAUCGGGUAUGAGACGACAUUCUCAUUGUUCAAGCUCAGAGAACAGCGGUUGCAAGCCAGUACUCGAUGCACUUCAUUUGCCGUCGACACAUCUGUAAAGGAAGCAUUCAAAGACGAGCUGGAGAACAUCCGCGCGGAGGAGAGAGGAUAUGCGGUAAAGACGGAGGCGGCUGAGACAGCGCCAGCGGCCAAAGAAGCAGAACACUCUGCCGGAGCCUGCAGCUGUCAGGGUUUCUUUGGUGAGGCAAAUGUGCCCCCAUCGCCCGCGCCUGCGAAGAAGGCCGUAGGCGUGGCGAAGAAAGGAAAAGGUAGCUCCAGUUCCUGGUAG